GUUCCAUUGAGACUAAAGCCAUAUUUAAAACAAAUUCAAAGUGUAAAUCCCCAGUGUUAAGUGUUUAACUAGAUUGCGUAAGUUUAGAUCAAUUUUUAAUGUCAUAGUGACAACAAUCGUUAGGUCAAACCAGUCAAAUCAUGGCAACUUCAAGUGAUCAAAAGUCAGAUUCUGAAGAAUCGAAAUCUUUUAAUCCCCAAGAAUUUUUCAAACUCAUGCAAUUACACAAUGAAAAAAUCAUAAGCACAAUUUCACAACCUGAAAUCACAGUAGUUCCAACACCUGAAAGACGUUUGAAAAACUACUCUGGUGAAUCUACACCACUCGAAGAGUGGAUUGAUCAAGCCAAAUCAGCUAUUCAAAGAGAUUCUGAUAAAGAAGCAGUUCAAUUUCUCAUUAGUCACCUUACUGGAGACGCUAAAGUUGAAAUAAAACUUAGAAAUCCAAAAACUCCCAAGGAAAUUUUUAAUGC
Owenia fusiformis is the source of this 472-nucleotide messenger RNA. The record is from the annotation of a GenBank genome assembly. NCBI's taxonomy places the organism in Eukaryota, Metazoa, Annelida, Polychaeta, Sabellida, Oweniidae.